UCCCAGACCCGGGUGAGGCCGUAGCGGACUGCCCUUUCCCAAGAUGGCUUCGAAGAUUGGCUCGAGACGCUGGAUGCUGCAGCUGAUCAUGCAACUGGGUUCGGUGCUGCUCACGCGCUGCCCCUUUUGGGGUUGCUUCAGCCAGCUCAUGUUGUAUGCUGAAAGGGCCGAGGCGCGCCGGUGAGCGCGCCCACGAAGCCGUCGAAUGCGGUGGGGGGCGGUACGGCCUGUCCCAGGAACUGGGGAAGCCCGACAUCCCAGUGCCUUACCUGUAUUUCGACAUGGGAGCAGCUGUGCUGUGUGCUAGCUUCAUGUCCUUCGGAGUGAAGCGGCGCUGGUUUGCGUUGGGUGCGGCGCUCCAGCUGGCCAUCAGCACCUAUGCCGCUUAUAUCGGGGGCUAUGUCCAUUACGGGGACUGGUUAAAGGUCCGUAUGUACUCACGCACAGUUGCCAUCAUUGGUGGCUUUCUGGUGCUGGCCAGUGGGGCUGGGGAGCUAUACCGUCGGAAACCCCGAAGCCGUUCUCUGCAGUCCACUGGCCAGGUGUUCCUGGGCAUCUACCUCAUUUGUGUGGCCUACUCGCUGCAGCACAGCAAGGAAGACCGGCUGGCAUACCUGAACCAUCUUCCAGGAGGGGAGCUGAUGGUCCAGAUGUUCUUCGUGCUUUAUGGGGUCCUGGCCCUGGCUUUCCUGUCAGGUUACUAUGUGACCCUGGCUGCCCAGAUCCUGGCUGUGUUGUUGCCCCCGGUCAUGCUGCUCAUUGACGGCAACGUCUCCUAUUGGCACAACACGCGGCGCGUCGAGUUCUGGAACCAGAUGAAGCUGCUCGGCGAGAGUGUGGGCAUCUUCGGGGCUGCUGUCAUCUUGGCUACUGAUGGCUGACUUCCACAGGGAGAGGCUGAUUUGGGCACAGGGGGCCACUGAGGGCCACCUUACCUUCCUCCUUGCUGGCCCAGUUGCUGCUUAUUUAUGCCUCUUUUUUUUUUUUUUUUUUUUUUUUUUUUAUUAGUUAAGGUUUCUUCCCCAAGUUUGUGGCUCAGACCUUGGGAAGAUGGAACCCCUCAUGCUAAUGCCUCAUAGGGUUAUUUCCUUCUUACCUGUUUUAGGGAAGAGCUGAGGUCAACUGCCCCUCCCCUAUGUGUCCUGGGAGGGAGGGAGGGAGGGAGGAGUCCCUGAGAAAGGAGUAAGGCAGAGCUGGGGUGCAGGUACUAGCAGUGGGGUACAGAGGAAGAUCUGGAAGUAAGCAAAUGUGAAAAUUCCUUCUGGAACCUGGCAGAUGCAGCUAAACUAAACAGUGCUUUUCAGACUAGGUGUGUGUGCGUGUGUCUUCACACAUAUAGAGGGAGCCCUGCAAAGAGGGGCAGAGUGACUGGUGCUACUGGGCCCUUUGGGGGUUUGCUGGGGCAGAAGCAAUCCCAGCUCUCUGACCCCCACCGUGGAGCUGGCCCUGGUGUGCUCUGGGAUGUGCUGGGUGGAGCAGGCCUGCCAGGCUGCCUGCUGCUGCAUCCGCUCUCAGCUCCUUGGUUGGGUAGGUGGAGCACCCUCCUAAACACCAGACCACAUGGUCCUCCGAAAAUAAACAUUUUAUACAGA
Messenger RNA from Alexandromys fortis (reed vole), 1592 nucleotides. RefSeq names its product transmembrane protein 101 (gene Tmem101). Gene Ontology annotation, biological process: positive regulation of canonical NF-kappaB signal transduction. Lineage: Eukaryota; Metazoa; Chordata; Mammalia; Rodentia; Cricetidae. Bases 156 to 881 code for a protein of 241 amino acids. The record is from RefSeq and is a predicted model, not a curated record. The transcript is spliced from 4 exons.